This is a messenger RNA of Meloidogyne enterolobii, 348 nucleotides long. NCBI's taxonomy places the organism in Eukaryota, Metazoa, Nematoda, Chromadorea, Rhabditida, Meloidogynidae. The record is from the annotation of a GenBank genome assembly.
UCAGUUAAUGAACAGAAACAACUUAGUUUAUUAUUGAAAAUGACUGAAAAUCAGAAGAGAAUUAUGCAUGCUUUUACUGACGUAGACGAAAAGUUGCUCAGAUUUAUUUGUUUUGAGGAUAUUAUACUCUCAGGAAUUAAUAUUUUUGAUCACAUCGAAAUGUUUUCUCCAAAUCCUCGUCCAAUUUCUCGAGAAGAAAUGCUUAGCUGGGAAUUAGACAAUGAACGUGAAGGGGUGUUUAAUAAAAGGGUAUAUAAAUGUAUUCAAGUUGAUCAGCUGAUAUGUGUUGCUACGGCAAAAUCGUUGUCUUUUUUCGAUAAAUUAACUUUAACUGAUAAGGUCGAAUGA